Molecule: messenger RNA, 351 nt
Organism: Telopea speciosissima
Lineage: Eukaryota; Viridiplantae; Streptophyta; Magnoliopsida; Proteales; Proteaceae
Exons: 3
Coding region: 1-351 (116 amino acids)
Source: RefSeq, a predicted model, not a curated record
AUGCGUGCCAAAGCAAAGAAGGAUAUGGUGAAGAAAAUAAAAAAGGCUUCAUCUCAGUUACUUGUUUCUAGUAAAAAAAAAAGUGAAGAUGCUGAUUUCUUGCCAUUAGAGGGUGGUCCUAGGUGGAAAUUGCCUGAUCAAACUCCAGUUGAUAAUAAUGCCAAGGAGUUAUAUAUUGGUCGGAUACCUCAUGGUUUUUAUGAGAAGGAAAUGGAAGGGAGUGAGGAGAAAUUGGCUUUCUGCAAGGAUCUUGGAACCGCUGUCUGCAUCAAUUAUAAGACUGAAGAUUUUGCUGCACGGGUGAAGGAAGAAACAGGAGGGAAAGGUCUGGCUCUUGCUUUUAUAUCUUAA